AUGGAGGCUGUUGAUGAGAUAACAGUCCGCUUGGCUGCAUCUUUGGGGCUGGCAGAAGCCCAAAAACCUGCGGAUCUCCAACCACCACAUGGGGAAGGACUCUGCCGAUCCCAGACAUACCUGCUUAUUAGGGAUCUAUGUGAUUUAGAUUCACUGCCUUGGGUGAUUAUUGGAGACUUCAACGAGAUUCUGAUUAAUGGAGAAAAGUUGAGCGGUCCGACUUGUCCUGAAAGGCAAAUGAAGGGCUUUAGGGAAGCUUUGGGGUAUGCAGAACUGAUUGAUCUAGGGUUUCAAGGGUCCAAGAUGACGUGGUGGAAUUAUGAAACACAGUUGAGGCUUGAUAGAGCUGUUGCUACGAACUCCUGGAGCGAUAUUUUUGGUUUUGCUAGGACUGAGUUUGAGGGGGUACCUAUGUAUACGCUUACUAGGAAGAUUGUAUGUACUAGACAAGCAUUGGAAUCUUGGCAGCAGAACACAUUCAGAAUGAGGCAGCAGCAGAUGUUUGAGGUGCGGAGUAGACUUGAGUUUUUGAUGGGGGAACCGGUUACUGAGUCUUUUACGACAGAAAAGAAGGUUCUGAUGACUUCAUUACAAAGUCUGUUGGCACAAGAAGAGGCAUUUUGGAAGCAGCGGGCCAAGAUAACUUGGCUACAGGAGGGUGAUCGGAACUCGGGUUUUUCCCAUAGGAAAGCUGCAAAUAGGAAACGGAAGAAUUCCUUGUUGGGUCUGUUCAAUGCGAAUGGAGUGUGGCAGGAGGAUGAUGAUGGUUUGGAGAGGCCGAGUGUUACCUCUGAAAUGAACCAGAAACUUUGUGCUCCGUACUCCGAGGAGGAGGUUAAGAUUGCUCUAUUCCAGAUGUAUCCGACCAAGUCACCGGGUCCUGAUGGUAUGCCUCCUCUGUUCUUCCAACAUUAUUGGGAUUCUAUUGGUAGGGAUGUCAUUGUUGCGGUUCAGAGCUUUCUGCAUACUGGCUCUCUAUUGAAACAGAUAAACUUUACACAUAUAUGUUUGAUUCCAAAAGUGAAGCAACCGGAAACAAUGAGUGAUCUUAGGCCUAUUGCACUUUGUAGGUUGAUCACAGACAACACUUUGGUGGCCAAUGAGGUGGCUCAUUAUGUUCAUAAUAAAAGAGAGCGUCAAGAUGGGUAUAUGGCUCUCAAGCUGGAUCUAAGUAAGGCUUACGAUAGAAUGGAAUGGGCCUUCUUACGUAAAGUUUUGUGUGUGUGCUCUGUGAGGUAUUCCUUUCUAGUCAGAGGCAAACCUAGAGGAUAUGUUAUUCCUUCCCGUGGGUUGAGACAAGGGGAUCCACUAUCGCCAUACUUAUUCUUACUUGGGGCUAAAGGUUUCUCGGCUUUACUACAACAAAAGCAGCGCCUGGGUUUACUGCCUGGAAUUGCUAUAUGUCAGGGUGCUCCAUAUGUAAAUCAUUUGCUUUUUGCAAAUGAUAGCAUGCUUUAUGCACAAGCUUCUCCAGCAGCUUGUUUUCAAAUUCAAAAUGUCAUUGAGGUAUAUGGCAGAGCUUCCGGGCAGGUUGUCAAUUUUCAUAAGAGCUCAGUUGUUUUCAGUAAGAAUGUAGGAGGGUCUGUCCAAGAUUCAGUGGCCAAUUUGUUGGGAGUUGAGAUAGUGGAGUCACAUGAGCGUUAUUUGGGAUUACCGACCUAUGUGGGUAGAAAGAAAACUGCUACUUUUGAGUAUAUCAAAGAGAGGCUGGCGGAAAAGAUGAAGCAUUGGCAAGGCAAAUUACUCAGCGGAGCUGGUAAGGAUAUCUUGAUCCGAGUGGUCCCAACUUAUGCUAUGAGUGUUUUUCAGCUUACGAAGAACUUUUGUAAGGAUCUUGAGCAGAUGUGUGCCAGAAGCCUUUCAGAAUUUAAUUUGUCCAUGUUAGCAAAGCAAGCUUGGAGAGUGGUGUCCAAUCCGACAUCAUUGGUAGCACGGUUAUACAAAGCUCGCUACUAUCCUGAAGGUAACUUUUGGACUGCUACUACUCAUGCUUCGCCUUCCUACUCAUGGCGUAGCAUUUUUGCAACGAGGGAUUUUAUCCAGACGAGUUCUUUCUGGCAGAUUAGUGAUGGACAUAUGAAUGAAGAUAAGGUUCGUUCUAUUUUUAUUCCUGAAGAUGCUGAGACUAUUCACUCAAUCCCAUUAAGUACCAGGCAGCAUGAAGAUCGUUUAACCUGGCAAUUGGAGAAAAGAGCAUCUCUGUUAUCUCCUGUUGUGGUGGUUAAUCAAAGAGUUUGGAAAAAGAUAUGGUAUGCCAAAAUGCCAAGUUCAGCUAAAUUUCUAUUUUUUCUAUGGGGUAUAUGGAAAGAAAGAAAUGUUCGGGUUUGGGAGAAGAAGGACACGGCGGCAAGUGUUGUAGCAUUGCUCUCUUCUACUCGAUUGAGUAGUUAUCAGUUCCACAAUUCUAAGUUGAAACGUGGUAUUCCUACAGGUAGAGUUCUUCGAUGGCAGCCUCCUCCUAUAGGUUGGUUGAAAUUGAACUUUGAUGGGGCUUACCAUGGAGAUGAUGGUAGGGCAGCUAUAGGCUUUCUAGUACGGGACUCGAAUGGUACGUUUAUUCAAGCUGUUGGGAAGCCAGUAGCUCAUGUGCGGUCUGCUGAACAUGUUGAACUUGUGGUCAAUAACUCCUCUCUGCUUGGAAGAAUUUAUGAUGAUCUAAAUGAAGAUCUAGAGCUCAUUCCUUGUAUGCGAAUUAUGCAUGUUAGAAGGGAAGCCAAUUCGGCGACCCACCUUUUGGCAGCUCAUGCUAUUGCUAAUGGGCAGGAUUUCUUUUUCUCUUCUGUACCCUCUUUUAUUCAAAAUGUAAUUGCUGCUGACCAGCCUGUACUCAGAGCAAUUGCUCAAUGA
This is a messenger RNA of Rosa rugosa (rugosa rose), 2847 nucleotides long. RefSeq lists its product as uncharacterized. The coding region runs from base 1 to 2847 and encodes 948 amino acids. Lineage: Eukaryota; Viridiplantae; Streptophyta; Magnoliopsida; Rosales; Rosaceae. The transcript has 11 exons. The record is from RefSeq and is a predicted model, not a curated record.